Molecule: messenger RNA, 3143 nt
Organism: Verticillium dahliae VdLs.17
Lineage: Eukaryota; Fungi; Ascomycota; Sordariomycetes; Glomerellales; Plectosphaerellaceae
Exons: 5
Coding region: 1-2907 (968 amino acids)
Biological process (GO): regulation of cell cycle; negative regulation of TOR signaling
Cellular component (GO): TSC1-TSC2 complex
Source: RefSeq, a predicted model, not a curated record
AUGGCGUCUUCUGGCUCCUUGAAAGACCUCUCUAAGGCAAUCAACGCCUACUACAGCAAUGCGCCGACACUCCCCCUCCCGGACGAGCUCACUCAAGCCAUUGAGGCGUACCUUGACAAGCAUGAGAAAUUUGACGAUCAAACCUCCGAGAAGCUGCACGAUGAACUGCAGGUCAUAUACAAUAGCCACGUUGCAGGCCAGCCGUCACGAUAUGCCAGCUUCAUCGCUAUCUUCCGCCGCUUCGUGACCGUGAUCCGCACUCCGGCCCGACUGUUUCACUGGUGGGACAUCAUGGGCGAAUCUGUCGAGAUGAACGCUGUGCAGGAGAAAGGACUACUGGAGGAGUCGGCCGCAGGCACUAUGGAUUUACUGAUGAUGGGAGAUGUCUAUGAGCAAGAAAACAAGGCAGACGGUGCUGUAAAUCCCUUUGCUGAACGCCUCUAUCUCGCCUGGAUGGACAAGCAUCGUCCUAUCGAAUCCUCGCAGGGCGACGAGAGCGAUAUUGGAGGAGGGUCCACCGAACGUCCCAUGCGAGAAGGCUUGAUUGCGUGGGGCAAAAAGAAACCCAAGGACUUCCUUCUACUCAUCGACAAAUAUUUUAUUAAGAGCGAGUAUCGGAGCAGAUCAGCGAGGAUGCUGUGCGAUUUCAUUCAGAAACAACCUCCACACUUGCAUUUGAUCUUACAAACACCUCUUUUUGGAAACUUACUUCGUUGCCUCCAACACGAUACCUCGACCACUGCAGUUUCUCUAGCGAUCACGACUCUGAUUAUGAUCCUCCCUCACAUGCCGAGCUCACUUGUUCCUUUUUUGCCGAUAUUGUUCAACAUCUACGCCAGACUGCUUUUCUGGGACAAUGAGCGCACUGGCACUGUUGAGGCAGCUUCGGAGGACAAUGACGCACGAAGCCUCACAUCCGCUUCCGGAUGGGAAGCCUCGACUUUCUGUGCGGAGUCGGACGAUCUCGAAAUUCGCCAUCUCGCAAGCUACUUCACCAUCUUGUAUGGAAUGUACCCUCUCAACUUUACAGACUAUAUCAGAAAGCCCCAGCGCUACCUCAGGCAUGCCAAUGCCGCCGAGUCUGACGAGGUCGACGUUCAGCCGACCGAGAUUCGCGAUCGAUCAGAGAGGUUUCGACAAAGUCACCUCUUGCAUCCCAACUUUUAUACUCUCACGAUAGACUCGGAAAAAACUGACCUUGGGCGUUGGCUCAACUGCGAGCCGGCUGAGCUGGUGGCUGACUGCAUGGCUCUCCGAGUGCCCACCGACACAGUCUCAAGUGAGCUCAUGCCUGCAGCUCAGGCUGCAGGGGCUGCCAGUUCUUUCUUUAGUGAUGGGUCCGAAGGCCUUGAUCCUGCACUUCUCAGUGGUUCAGGUCCAGACUCGAAUAUUGACAGCUGGAGAAAUACGCAGGACUCGGGGCGCGAAUCGCAGGCGAGCAGCAGGAUACAGUCGACAGUCCAGCGGCAGCCAUCUCAAUCAAGUCAUCUUUCUAACAAAGAUUCCACGGAUACGCGGAGCCGCGGAGUUGACGGAGACAGCCCGACACUCCCUCCUCAUCUUGUUGUGUCCAGUUCGCAUACGCACCUGCAAGAUAUGAUACAAUCCAACAAGGCCAUCAAGUCAGGCUUGCAUCAAUCUCUGGCGAAUGAUAGCGUGCCAUCGUUGGCUCUAAGUCAUGCCGAUUCUUUUCCAGAAGGCCUGGCAAGUCACGUCCCGAGCCAUGCACCAACGCCCGCGCCAGUGGUCCCGUCGCCACUAUCUCUUGCUGGAACACAAACACAAUCAGCCUAUUUGCAGCGGCAGGUCAUGCUUCUGCAGAACGAUCUGAACUUUGAAAGAUAUCUGAAGCAGCAGCAUAUGGCACACAUUGGUGAGCUGCGGCGAAAGCAAGUUCGCGAAGCUGCAAGCGAAGCCGAGGCGCAGCACCUUAUCCUGGCGAACCGCAACCUGAGAAACAGACUUGAUGAUGCGAAGAAGGCGGAGAUGCAGAUCAGAAAGGAAUCUGAAAGGAAGUCGAAAAAGACCAAGACGACAGAGGAGUCUUUGCGUAGAGAGCUGCUGAGCGCAAAGCAGGAGGGCGAGAAGCUCCGCAAGAUUGUGUGCGACGCCGAGGUAAAGGAACUGAACUCAAGGCAGAACAUGCAAUCUGUUGAGAUCGAGGCAGCCGAGAUCUCUCGUCUCAAGGCUGAAGUUGACAGACUCACCAUGUCAGAGCGUGAUCUUCAGGCCAAGGAGGUAGAGAGACAGACGGCGAUGAAUUCAGCUGCCGAGUCCGACAAUCGCUCUGAGAUACUAGACCUCAAGCUUGCAUCCAAGGAGAGAGAACUCGAAAAGACCAAGAAGCUCUGCCAGUCUCAGAUUGCUGCUCUCACGAUGCAACUAGCAGAGGCGCGGGAAGGGCGACGACCUAGGCGUACAGUCACCGCCGGCGACGAGACAACGGCGGAGGGGACCCUUGCGGCCAGUCGAGCAAAACAGGCUGAGCUGCAGAAGCAAUACACGAACCUCAUGAGGAGGUUUACCGUGUUGCAGUCCCAAUACGAGGAUGGCAAGUUGGCGGUAGGUUCCGUUACGUCGCAAGGCCGUAACGAAUUCCCUUUCCGCAUGGAGGGGGACGACGGGUCGACUUAUUCCAGUAGUCCGGUCAAUGUAAGGUCAAGGCCGCAUCGGGUUUUUUCCGACUCGGACUAUCUCGACCCGGCAACAUCAUCGUUCAACACGACACCGGCGCUCGACACGAAACCUUCAACGCCAGCUCCCACAGUGUCUACAUCGCCGGGUACAGAGGGGGCAGGCUCAGGAAGCAAUGCGAGCCCGGACCAGCGGAUCUACGGUCGAGGCGAGUGUAUGCCUCCGAGGCUGGCGGGGUGUUCAGAAUCGGAUACGCAAGGAAGAGAAGGGUAAGAAGAGGGAAGACGGCGACAAGAAAGAAAAGAAGUCAGCGGGAAUCCGCGGCAUACGAGGAUUUGUUUGAUGAUGGUAGGGUCCGAUCGAGCAAGCACGACGAGAUGACACGAUACGAAUAGGGACGACAGUGAAGCAAGCAGAAUGAUACCCAAUGCAACCUUAGGAGCGAUCAAUUGAGCGAUCUUCACUUCACUUGAAAAGACAGGCUGCAUCAAUUGAGCGAUCUUCACUUC